This is a messenger RNA of Musa acuminata AAA Group (dessert banana), 1015 nucleotides long. RefSeq names its product ferredoxin-thioredoxin reductase catalytic chain, chloroplastic. The transcript has 5 exons. Lineage: Eukaryota; Viridiplantae; Streptophyta; Magnoliopsida; Zingiberales; Musaceae. The record is from RefSeq and is a predicted model, not a curated record. Gene Ontology annotation, molecular function: oxidoreductase activity, acting on iron-sulfur proteins as donors. Bases 98 to 634 code for a protein of 178 amino acids.
GUCGGCGCGGUUCGAAGGGCUCGGAGGCGGAAACCCCUCCAGAAUAAGGCGAGAGCUGUCGAUUCGGCCGCCGCGAGGAUCCGAGCUAGUAGAAGCGAUGGCGAUGAGCCCCCGGACCGCCGCCCUCCAUGGCGUCGCGCCGCUUCCUCGCUUAAGGCUCCCCUCGUUGACUUCCUGCGGCUCCCGUCGCGUGAAUGUCCGCGCGAAAGUAGAACCCUCUGAAAAGUCUGUUGAAAUUAUGAGAAAAUUCUCAGAGCAAUAUGCCCGUAAGUCUGAGACAUACUUCUGCAUCGAUAAAGGAGUCACCUCUGUUGUUAUCAAGGGUCUUGCUGAUCAUAAAGAUAUGCUGGGAGCACCAUUGUGUCCAUGUAGGCAUUAUGAUGACAAAGCAGCUGAAGUAGCACAGGGAUUUUGGAAUUGCCCAUGUGUGCCUAUGCGAGAGAGUGCUAGUAUUGGCUGGCGGCUGAAUUUGUACGGUACCGGUUUGCCUGCUGUAUCAAUACUUAGCACAGAGCUACUGCUUGGACCAGAGAGAAAGAGAGAGAAGGAAGACAGUGGCAGAAAUGAUGACUGUCAUUGCAUGAGAGAAAGAAAGAGAAUGCAUGAGGAGAGAAUGAAAGAGAAAAAACAAUAAAAGACAGCUAUCAUCCUGGCAAAAUUAAUGAAGUGUCUGGGUGGUAGGCUUACUGUCUGAUACACCCAGUUCCAGCUGUAAAAUUUGGGCGAUACACCCGAUAUGGUGAACCUUCCUGUAUGAACUGGUAUCGGGCAAACCCAUGGUCCACAUACUGGUUUUUGAUCACCGAUAAAUAUCCGCCUGUACCAUUCAAUAUAAAUAGGUACCGAGCAAACCUGUAGUCCAUGUAUGAUUCAUGAUCUAAUUGAUAAAUACCAGAUUGUAUCGACUGGUGUGUCCAGUUUUUAAUACCUGUGGUAUACAAAGAGACCUACAUAUAUGUAUAUGUAGUUGUACACUGAAUAUCCCAGAUAAAUUGCAUUUUUUAUUUUUAUUUAA